This is a messenger RNA of Cutaneotrichosporon oleaginosum, 827 nucleotides long. NCBI's taxonomy places the organism in Eukaryota, Fungi, Basidiomycota, Tremellomycetes, Trichosporonales, Trichosporonaceae. The record is from RefSeq and is a predicted model, not a curated record.
CGUGCACACCAUCCGUCAAGUCGAACCAGUCUCAAAAAUGGCGCCCACCCAGAAGACCCGCAAGCAGCGCUCGGCGCUCCAGGACGUCGUCACCCGCGAGUACACCAUCAACCUGCACAAGCGUGUGCACGACCUCGGCUUCAAGAAGAAGGCCCCCAAGGCCGUCAAGUCGGUCACCGAGUUCGCCCAGAAGGCCAUGGGUGUCAAGGACGUCCGCAUCUCCCCCGCUCUCAACCAGGCUCUCUGGGCCCGCGGUGUCCGCUCGCCCCCCCGCCGUGUUCGCGUGCGCCUCGAGCGCAAGCGUAACGACGACGAGGGCGCCAAGGAGAAGCUCUACGUUGUCGCGUCGGUCGUUGAGGGUGUCACUUCGUUCAAGGGCCUCGAGACCGUCAUUGUCGAGGGCGACGAGUAAUCUUGUCCUGGGACUCGGGAUGGGUAGAUGACGGGGGUGUAGGCUGUAGCCCGGCGUCAUGACAUUCUUCAGCCGUGUACGACUGAUCUUUUGGCGCUCCCGGUGGCGCGCGUUGCAACGUAGAGGCGGAGAGGUAUUGAGAGAUAUUGAGAAGGAAUUGAAGCUCACGAAAUCGGUGGCAGCUGGUGAUAUGUUGGGGAACCUUGGGGAGCGCCCAGUGAUCAUAAUCAGAGGUCGCGAGUGCCGUUGGCAUCUAUCUGUGCCAUGACGCGGCUGCAAGAAGGCCAGACGACCUUCGCGGUGUUCUGAUCGUGCGUAGGAGCGGCUUCGGAGGAGCGGGGUAGGAGCGGCUUCCACCGGUCGUAAUAUUGAAGGUCAGGCACGGGAAAAUCUUUGCCUCCAUAUGCAUGCCCCA